Molecule: messenger RNA, 1797 nt
Organism: Patiria miniata (bat star)
Lineage: Eukaryota; Metazoa; Echinodermata; Asteroidea; Valvatida; Asterinidae
Product: cofilin-like
Exons: 4
Coding region: 160-768 (202 amino acids)
Biological process (GO): actin filament severing; actin filament depolymerization; cell motility
Cellular component (GO): actin cytoskeleton; cytoplasm; actin cortical patch
Molecular function (GO): actin filament binding
Source: RefSeq, a predicted model, not a curated record
GUACUAUGCGUCAUGCUCCAUUGGUGUAAAUAAUCUCGUUAGAUAUAGAUGUGAGCGUACAUGUAGUUGGUUUGGACUUACUUUUUUCAGCAACUCCCAUUCCUUGUGUGUUGCUUCGUUCUCAAAUUACCCUUUCUGUGCGUCAUUGACGACAUCAUCAUGUUUGGACUCAGGACCGCGUUGCUUCUUUUGGUGGCUAUCAACGUCUUGGUGAAUGGAUACCAGGAUGAUGGCUACCUGGAUGGCGAGUUGGAAGUCCUCCUCAAGCGCCUUCUGGAGGGUCUUGAAGAAGAAGAACGAGGCUAUGAACUGAAGAACUUGUUUGAAAGAGAGAGUAUGUCAGGAAUGGAAGUUGAUGAAGAGGUUUCCACAAUCUAUAACGAUAUGAAGCUUAGAAAAACCUUGAAGUGGAUUACCUUUAAAUUAGAGAAUAAGAAGAAAAUCAUCAAGGAUCAAAGUGCUGAACCAAAUGACAAUUAUGGCGAUAAAACGCAGUUCGAUGAGAUGAAGGCCAAACUGACUUCUGAACCACGAUAUAUUCUCUAUGACUUCAAAUUCGACUCAAAGGAAGGUCGCAAGAUAAACAAGAUUGCUUUCAUUUUUUGGUGUGAUGAUGACAAUGCUAAAAUCGGAGACAAGAUGAUCUACGCAUCAUCCAAAGACACCAUAAAGAAGGCGUUUACUGGCCUUGGUUUGGAGUUCCAAGCUAACACUAUGGCCCAGUUAGACUACGAAACAUUCAGGGCCGAGGUUGAGAAAAAGGCUUAAAAUCAUUACCCAGAACCCGAUUUGAUAAGAUUAGAUACGCGUUAGAAAACCGUUCGAAGUUUUAGUCAUUGUCAAAGUUUGAGAAACGAAAAAUGAAAGAUGCUAGUAGUUUUUCUCUGUGCGCGUGAGUGUAUUACGUUAACAAUAUUUGUUGAUAAUAAGGCCCGGAUGACGACAUGGACAACUGUUUGGACAGCAGCUGUAUUGCUCCACACCAAUAAUCAAUCAAAUUCGACAUCAGGGUGGGUGUAAUGUGGGCGGAGCUUCAAUGAUAGGCCACACAUUCCUACAUAGCUGUACUCCAGAGGUGCAGUGUAAUUCGAUUCCAUUAUCGUCACAAGUUUAUAUGAAUUAUUCAUUUUGAUAUCAUUAUCCUUACAAGGUUAAAUGAAUUAUUCAUCUGAUAUCAUUACCAUCACAAGGUUAAAUGAAUUUUUUAUUUGAUAUCAUUAUCGUCACAAGGUUAAAUUAAUUACUUUCGAUAUCAUUACUACUACAGAAUACUUGAGUGGACUUGACAUUGCUUUGUUGUGAAUUGCUAUAAUUAUAGGUUGGUUGUGGUCUUUUAUUUAAUCAAGGUUGGUGAAGGUUCUUUUUUAUUCGCGACUAAAUCAUCUCUCAUUCUCUUUACUUUGCUAAUAUAUUCCUUUAAGCUUUGAUUAUAAAUCAAGUCAGUAGUAUCGGAAAUGAAGUUUCUUGGUUCGCAGAUAUAAAGUUUACGUGUAUGUUUCCAAGCAUACACAUCUGACUUUUGUUACUUGUUAUUCUGAAUAUAUUUUCUAGCUGAUUGAAAUAAUAUGCCGCAUGGCUAAUACCAUAAUACCCAUCUUCGUCAAACUCGAAUCUUAAAAGUAAUGUUUCAGUUCCAAUGUUUUAUUUAAAGCGGCUUAUCGUGUUUCUAUGUUUUGAUGGCUUCUGUUAUAAUUGUCUUUUUAUUACGGUUACGGCUGUUCAGUCUACAAGUUUUAUUAGUUGAGAGAAUAAAUAAUGAUUACUGCAUAAACAAGAGUGUGUAUACUUAAACAAAAA